UGGUGGAGGGUUCGGAAGUCGCCACAACUGAAAUGGCGGAGGAUCAGCAGCAACUCGUUCUCUCCGAGUCCCAUGACUUGAAUGCUAUCAUCGUUGAGAUCCUCUCCAGGCUGCCCGCUAAAUCUUUAGUCCGAUUCCGGUGUGUUUCCAAGGCCUGGCGGGACUUGAUCUCGGAAUCUUAUUUCAUCAAAAAUCACCUCACCCACAUCGACACCAAAAACACCCUCAACUUGAAGCUCCUUCUCUCAACCAGUCCUCCCCAAGCCAUAGACUACGCAGAAAUAUCCGAUAUCGCUAGUUCCAAUGAGGAAGAUAAUGACCCAGUUGCAAGCAGAGAGGUUGACUAUCCGGUAGAUAUCAGGCGUUUCUGUUUGAAAGUUUUUGUUGGUUCCUGCAAUGGCCUCGUAUGUUUGUUAUUGGAUGUCAAUGUUGUGUUGUGGAACCCUUGCACUAGAGUGAUCCAGUCAUUACCAAGUCCUACUCGUUUCAAUAGGGGUUGUGUGUUUUAUGGGUUCGGUUAUGAUUCCGCCACCGAUGAUUGCAAGAUAGUAGUGGGAAGUUAUAGGCCUCUUGCUGGAAGUGGUCACGGCUACCACUUGCAGCUCGGGGAAGGUUUUGAGGAAACCAUGAUUGAGGUCUUUGCACUGAAAACUGGUUCUUGGAGGACCCUUGAGAGACUUGAUUUUGUUAUGUUGUUUGGCCAGGGCUGCGUUGUAAAUGGAGCUCUGCAUUGGUCAAAGCAUCAGCCGUCGGAACAUGGCUUAAUUGUUUCGAAAAUAAUGUGUUUUGAUUUAGCGGAGGAGAAAUUUCGGGAGUUUGCAGUCCCCUGUCCUCCGAAUUAUGUAGGGAGCAAUUAUUUCUCUGUGGGAAUUGGAGCUAUUAGGAACUGUCUGACUGCGUACUUUGAACCGAGAGAUGGGUUCGAUUAUAGAAUGUGGGUGAUGAAGGAGUAUGGGGUCAAGGAAUCUUGGGCUGAAAUCAUAAGAAUUCGUUUUGAGGUUUUGCCUCAAGAUUACGAGAUAUGCUUGCAGCCUUUGUUCAUUUUUGAGAACGAUGAAGUUUUGAUGAAUAUCAAUGGGGACGUCUUGGCAUUGUAUAAUCAGAAGGAAAAGACAUUUAGGAAUGUCUUCAAGACUCAUGUGGAGAAUGGUUGGCGACAAACAACUACUUAUGUAGAAACUUUAGUUUCACCAUUGAUCGCCGGUGCCCCAAACUUGUCAAACCAACACUGCGAGUCUUUUGCUACAUUUGUUUGAUAUGAUUAUAUGAUCAAGUCACAUGCCACAUGUUGGUAGUUAUCCUGAAGACCUGCAGAAUUUCAGCUCAAGUGGCUUGGUUUAGAGCCAUUACUUCUGAUUUGAAAAGUGUGUUGUAGAUUGGUACUACUUGAUGCUAAAAUUUUCUGUUUUGUGACUUUGUCACUUUCUUAAGCUGGGAAUUCUUGGUGUCCUGCUCUUUUGUUAUUUUCAUGCUUUUAAGCAGAUUAGUAAUUCUAUUGGAAAGUUAAAUAUUCUAUCUUCUUACUA
Rosa rugosa (rugosa rose) is the source of this 1526-nucleotide messenger RNA. RefSeq names its product F-box/kelch-repeat protein At3g06240-like. Gene Ontology annotation, molecular function: protein binding. Lineage: Eukaryota; Viridiplantae; Streptophyta; Magnoliopsida; Rosales; Rosaceae. The transcript has a single exon. The coding region runs from base 33 to 1256 and encodes 407 amino acids. The record is from RefSeq and is a predicted model, not a curated record.